Folsomia candida is the source of this 1907-nucleotide messenger RNA. Its product is annotated as calmodulin-A. Gene Ontology annotation, molecular function: calcium ion binding; enzyme regulator activity. The record is from RefSeq and is a predicted model, not a curated record. The transcript has 8 exons. Lineage: Eukaryota; Metazoa; Arthropoda; Collembola; Entomobryomorpha; Isotomidae. Bases 695 to 1507 code for a protein of 270 amino acids.
AAAAAUGUGGACUUGCAACUAACGGCAUUUCCAUACACAGAAUGAACAUGCUUCAAGUACCCGGACGGACGGAUUCUGAGCUCUUCUCUUCUUCGUUGGCGAAAGUGUGAUGCGAUCGAUCCUUGCACAUCUCAGACUGCUAUUUAAACCCAUUUUCACACAUAUAUGUAUACAAAGUUAUUAUAUACAGGGCGAAGGAAGGGGCGAAUAAAUAAAUCCACCACCUGUGACUGACUUUCUCCCUUGAAAAGUCUAGUUGGGAAAGUUCCAGUCAUGAUUUAUUCCACGACUUCUUCUUGAACUGGUGGAGGUGGUGGUGAUGGUGGGUUGACAAGAGAUACAUACGUACGACGACACGGUCUCGUUAUUUACUUGUUACUUAUUAGUCCACGUAGGAGGAGUGGGACUAAAAGGAGAAGAGGAGCGCAUUGGUUGUCACUUGGGAUCCUCCUCGUCAGUUGCAUACAUACUUAGCCUGGUGAAAGUUCUCCUCUGAUUUCAUUCCAUCUCGAGAUAAGGAACGGAAAAGGUGGAGGAAAGGUGAUCUGAUCGUCGUCACGUUUCGUGGUGUGUGUCCUACUUUGAAAUUUUUACGAGUUAGGAGGAUAAAUCAAGAUUGUUCUGUCGGCUGGAUUGAGUAAUAUAAUUGAGGCGGACAAACUCCAGACUUGCAGAGGAAGAAGUUAGUUAUGUGAUGUGUGCUUAUCGAGAUAAAUUCAGACAACCUCUCACUAACAUUCGGCGGUGGAUCACCGACUUGGGCCAUUCGCCAAUCGUUUCAGGUCUCGGAGGUAACAGGUCGGACGGUUUUGUGCCGCCCGGAAGCCCUGCAAAGUGUCCAAUCGCUUCUCCUGGUGGUGAAAAUUCUACGUCCUCAUUUAUGGACAGCCCUUCGCCUUCGAGAAUGCAGGAGCAGCAAGGGGACUUAGAAUUAGGAAAUAUUAAGCAGUCCUUGGACUCGAUCAAAAUUUGCUCAGCAAAUAUUAGCAAGACACAGAUGAAAGAGUUUCGGGAAGCAUUCGGCUUCUUUGAUAAGGAUGGUGAUGGAUUUAUCACCUCUGAAGAGCUGGGAAUUGUUAUGAGAUCGUUGGGUCAGUUUGCUUCGGAAGACGAACUAAAAGAAAUGCUCAAAGAGGUGGACAUCAAUGGUGAUGGGCUAUUCAGUUUGGACGAGUUUGUCGAAAUUGUGUCCAAUUACUCUGGCAAUACUGGUGAAAAACCUGACGAAGAGCAAGAACUUCGGGAUGCUUUCAGAAUUUUCGAUAAGCAUUCACGAGGUUUCAUUAGCGCAUCCGACCUACGAGCAGUGUUACAUUGUCUUGGAGAGGACCUAAGCGAGGACGAAAUCGAAGACAUGAUAAAGGAAGUUGAUGUAGAUGGGGAUGGCAGAAUUGAUUUCAACGAAUUUGUCCGAGCGUUGGGAGAACCGGAUCCUGACGAAUCCGAACCUGAAGACAAUGACGUCCGGGGAUCUACUGAAACUGCGGGCGAUCAGUUACAAAUUUAGAUGAUACAAAUAAUAACACGUACAUACAUAGAUAAUAGAAAAAAGAGACCAGUUUGUUCCUUGAAACUUGUUCUUGUGCACACCUGCUACUGCAAAAUGACAUUUGCUGACUUUUCGCUUUGCAUGCUUUUUGCAUUGAGUGAGUGCUUUAAGGUAGCAUAUACAACAUGCUAAACUGACCAUGUAACAGAGCCCCAGACCCCUUUAAAAACUGGACCUUAAUGUUAUGGUGAAACUUGUUCAUUGUUAUAAACUAAUGUUGGUGAGUGAUCUUUAAAUGCUUCUGCUAUCGUGUACUGUUGAAUAUUCUAAAAAGAAAAGUCUUCGCUUUUCCUGUAAUAAUAUAUACGUAUUAAUGAUUGAAAAAAUGUUGAAAUAAUAAAUAUUCUCAACAACAAUA